AAAAUCGAAUUCGGUAAAACUCUUUUGGAAUCUGAGAUAGUUGAUGAAGAGGUCCAAUUACAGUGGAAAAAAGGGAUGGUAGAGUUCGAAGGAAUAGGUCUCCGCCAUCUUAAAGAAACUUCGUCCGCUGUGCAAGAAAAACAAAUAUCGUCUUACAAACAGAAUGCCUCAAAAGUCGAUGAAGAAACAGUUUCUGCAACAUCAAUCAAAAAGAAUAAUAGAAGUGAAAUUACCGAUGAUUCCGAAAUUAUCGACGAGGUACCCUUGACGGAUUGGGAACUUGACACACCAAUUCCAAGCUGGAUACAAAAAGCAAUGGAAUGA
Molecule: messenger RNA, 324 nt
Organism: Ambispora gerdemannii
Lineage: Eukaryota; Fungi; Glomeromycota; Glomeromycetes; Archaeosporales; Ambisporaceae
Source: the annotation of a GenBank genome assembly